Sphaerulina musiva SO2202 is the source of this 3022-nucleotide messenger RNA. RefSeq lists its product as uncharacterized. Gene Ontology annotation, cellular component: nucleus. The transcript has 2 exons. Gene Ontology annotation, molecular function: zinc ion binding; DNA binding; DNA-binding transcription factor activity, RNA polymerase II-specific. The record is from RefSeq and is a predicted model, not a curated record. Lineage: Eukaryota; Fungi; Ascomycota; Dothideomycetes; Mycosphaerellales; Mycosphaerellaceae. Bases 170 to 2290 code for a protein of 706 amino acids. Gene Ontology annotation, biological process: DNA-templated transcription.
CGAUUCCAGUUGUCGCUCACUGCACUCACUGAUGACUACUGUAUCCUCCCCGUGCUGCUGCAAUAGUGAUCGGUGGUGAGCAGGCUCGCGGCGCGUGCACGGCGGCAGCGGCAACAUCUUCUGCCCUCCGCGUCCAUGCCAGUCCUCAGCUCCCCAUUGCCAGUUGAGAAUGGCCAGCGUGAUGACCGCUUCCAAUAAUGAUUCAGCGGCAGCGGCAGGUCCAUCCAAGCAUCACAGCCGGGCCUCGCACCCCGAUGCGGCGGCAGCAGCAGCAGCCGCCGCCGUGAGGCGAUCCCGCCCAUGCGAUGCGUGUCGUCGCCGGAAAUCCAAAUGUGUCACCGAGGACGGGAACUCCAUGUGUGUGUUGUGCAAGUUCCACAACCAAACAUGCACCUACCUCGAAGCACCGCAGCCACGCAAGCGUAAUGCCAACUCCUCCGGCAGUGGCCCCACCACCGCAGCAGACUCCCAGACACCUGCCAAGCGGAGCCGGACGUUACUGCUCAAGCCUGGUACCGGAGUCGAGGAGUACGACACUCUGCCCGGGAGCCUCUUGCGAUGCACUCUGGGCCUGCAGAACCGGCACCAUAGUGAGUAUAUUGGCCUGAAUGCGAUCCCGGACGUCUACAGCAGCCCAAAUCUGGAUGCUUCGGCUGCUCCCAAUCAGGACUCCCAGGCACAACAUGAUUAUGUGCGUUUUGUCCACCCUUCGCACGCCUUCCGCAUCAUUGCCGAUGACCAGACGGAAGGCUACGACCAGGGACGAACCGAUGUGGAUGAGAUAGAAGCGCUCGCUUCUGGCCAUGGCGGAGAACUCGUCCAGCUCUAUUUUCGAGUGGUCCACCCCAGUUUUCCUAUACUGCACAAGGACGUAUAUCUCGAGAAGUAUGCCAGGUCCUACCGCGAGUUCUCUCCGCCACUGCUUGCAGCGGUAUACCUGCUCGCCUCCAGUUACUGGACGUACGAUGAGCAACUGUCCAGGAGCCCGAUGAUCGACACUGUGGCGUUGCAAGCACUCGCAUUCCGGACUUUACAGAAUGCUAUGCGCCGCCCGAAACUAUCAACAGUACAAGCCGGACUCCUACUCUCCCAGUGGCAGAAGGCUUUCAUGGGCGCUGCCAAUGAAAACCGAGACCGACUGACUGUGCAACUCGUCAACAUGGGACACGGACUAGGACUACACCUGGAUUGUUCCCACUGGGAGUUGCCGGAAUGGGAAAUUGGCUUGAGACGUAGGAUAGGCUGGGCGCUCUAUAUGCAAGACAAAUGGACCGCGUUGCUGGAAAGUCGACCUACCCUGAUCAGUGCGGAUGAUUGGGACGUGGCAGAUCUUUCCGAGCUGGACUUUCCGGAAAAUGUGGAGGACGAUCAAGAAGGAAGUGGCGAAGUCGAGAGAGGUCGACUGGUAUUUACCUACAUGGCACAUUUGUCAGUCAUUUUGGCCGAGAUCCUCCGCACCAUCUUUUCUGCAAGAGCGAGACGACUCUUGGACGGCGCAGCAGAUCGUCUUGCAGCAUUGCUGGAAUGGAUGAAGCCUCUUCAACUCAGCCUCAAAGAGUGGUUUCUCACUCUGCCAGAAUCUCUCAGGAUGGACACAGCAGCCUCCAUGAAACUCUCUUCGGUGGGCUAUCUGCGCUUAGCAUACCUGACAGUCGAGGUGUGCUUGCACAAGAAGCUCCUCCGAACUCUCAACAACACAUCAUCAACAUCUCUAACCAUAGCACAUGUUUGUCGAGCUGCGGCGAGCGAACGCUUCACAAACGGUACAGAUUUUGUGCAAAGGCUACAAGCACAGCACUUGCACUCUUUCUGGUACUUUCCCUCCGCAAAGUGCUGCGCCCUCAUACAUACACUGGGACAGACUCUAGGACAGACGGCCUCUAGUGAAGAGGAACAAGCCAUGUAUUCCCGGAAGUUGAAAGAGCUCAAGUGGUCUCUCAAGGUGAACAGUGAAGCUGGCGCGAGCUUUAUGAAGCAAGCACUCGCACUGAUCAACCAGUCAGUCCGCAUCAUCAACCAAGUGGGCGAGACAAGUCCGACAACGACAAGCUCCGCCUCACACGAAUUAAGGUUUCCUGGUCACGACACGUGCACGCCCGAGCAGUCGCACGCUCAACCUCAGGCUCAGCAAUGGAUGCAGCUGCAACAACAGGCUAUGCAGAAUGGCCAUGUGGCAUACAACGCCUACCAGGACUAUAGCAUGGACCAGGCUCCAUUCCCAGACCCAGACGCCAUGUUCGCUGGCUAUCCCAGCGAGCUCGAUGGUACUUGGAUGCAUCAUCAGAGGUAAACUGAUAGAGUCUUACUUCGCACUCUCCUGUCGUGCGCAGAGCAAUUUAUCGGAAUGGGUCCGGUAACACGCAUAAUUGAGCCAUGUCAGUGUUGUCCGGCGUGGGUCACGCAUCGGAAAGGUCAUCGACAACACAAGAGCCGCAUACACAUGACUCCGCAGCUCACAGGAGUGGCGCCAAGAGUUGUUUUUUUGACACCAAUCGUCUGGGCUCGUAAUCAAGAAUACAGCAAGCUCUGUUCAAAGCUUGGCUGGUUUGGUGAUGUUUGAAUGCCUAGGCUCUUAUCGGAUUGGAAAAGUGCCGUGAUAAACACGAGCCUCGCAUACAAGAAUGCUGAGAUCCUCUGUGUGUCGAGUUAUGCCAGCUGUUCAGAAACUCGUUCUGCCUCGUACCCACCUUCUGUGGAUUGCAACAUGAUCAUUCAUACUGGUAGGAAGACAUGAAGUCUGGGCAGCAACGCCAAUGUCGUGCACGGCGCAGAUACGUCAACAAGACUGAGAGUCGCCUCACAAUACGCUCACGUUUCAAAAUGGCAACAAGAAGGGCUGCAAUCAACACAGAAGUCAACCGAUAACGAUACAAGAUCUCAAUUACUGGGUCAACAAGGGCUUCUCGGUCCUGUCCCAGAACAGCUCUAACAUCUUUGGCUCGGUCCUCAUACGCUGGACUUUAGUGCAUCCUCAGCUCUAGCGUUAGACUUCCCUCCACGCCCGCGCCACUCGGCAUUGAUC